AUGGCUAAUUUUAAAACUCCAAAUGUUCUUUAUUUUGGUGAUCAUAUGUUUUCUGAUUUAGCUGAUCCUAUUCUUCAACUAGGAUGGAGGACAGCUGCUAUUGUUCCUGAAUUGGCAAGAGAAAUUCGCUUACAAAAUCAAGAUGAUUACAUAAGAGAUAUUUUAUGGAUUGAUGCUUUAACAGAAAUUUAUGAACGUUAUCAGUAUUUAAAAGAUCAAUGUGAUGAUUGUGCAGAUAUUCUUAAUCAAUUAGAAGAUGAAAGAAGGCAAACAAGAGAAUCUGCUAAAAAAAAAUUUAAUCCUCAAUUUGGAUCACUUUUUAGAACAUACAAUAAUAUGACAUACUUUUCAAAACGUCUUUCAAGGCUAGCUGAUAUUUAUACAAGUCGUGUAUCAAAUCUAAGUAAUUACUCUGAUAGACAUAGUUUUUAUGCUAGAAGAAAUGCAUUACCACAUGAAACUCCACUUUGUUACAAUCAUAUGAUUAAAUAUGAUUAG
Strongyloides ratti is the source of this 498-nucleotide messenger RNA. RefSeq names its product HAD-superfamily hydrolase, subfamily IG,5'-nucleotidase and HAD-like domain-containing protein. Gene Ontology annotation, molecular function: 5'-nucleotidase activity. The transcript has 2 exons. Bases 1 to 498 code for a protein of 165 amino acids. The record is from RefSeq and is a predicted model, not a curated record. Lineage: Eukaryota; Metazoa; Nematoda; Chromadorea; Rhabditida; Strongyloididae.